Ooceraea biroi (clonal raider ant) is the source of this 2802-nucleotide messenger RNA. Its product is annotated as probable aconitate hydratase, mitochondrial. The record is from RefSeq and is a predicted model, not a curated record. Gene Ontology annotation, molecular function: 4 iron, 4 sulfur cluster binding; aconitate hydratase activity. Gene Ontology annotation, cellular component: cytosol; mitochondrion. Lineage: Eukaryota; Metazoa; Arthropoda; Insecta; Hymenoptera; Formicidae. Gene Ontology annotation, biological process: tricarboxylic acid cycle.
AGAACAGUUGUCCUCAGUUCCCCUAUAGUGGCCGGUUCGAGAAGAGCUGCCACAAGGGAAGACCAUUACAUCUUCCGACACGCGCUUGCGAACGUCAAUUAACGAUAUCAGCAAAUUACUAGUUCACUCAUCAUGUCGUAUUGCGUGCGAGUCCUUCGCGCACAGAGAUUGUCCUCUUUGGCAGUGGACAUACAGCAACGAUGCUUCAGUAUAAGUCCGCUAAGCUUCGCUGCUGCGAAGGUAGCGAUGUCAAAAUUUGAUUCGACGAGUUACCUACCUUAUAACAAACUGGACGAAAAUCUUAAAGUAGUUAAGAAGAGAUUAAAUCGACCGCUAACUCUGUCUGAAAAAGUACUCUAUUCCCAUCUCGAUGAACCUAACAAGCAAGAUAUUGUUCGUGGCACCAGCUAUCUGCGAUUGCGACCGGAUCGCGUUGCUAUGCAGGAUGCGACGGCGCAAAUGGCAAUGUUGCAGUUUAUCAGUUCCGGUUUACCGAAGGUCGCAGUACCUUCCACCAUCCACUGCGAUCACUUGAUUGAGGCUCAGAUCGGCGGUGAUCAAGAUUUGAAGCGCGCCAAGGACAUCAAUAAAGAAGUCUACAAUUUCUUGAAGACAGCAGGUGCAAAAUACGGUGUGGGCUUCUGGAAUCCCGGCUCUGGCAUCAUUCAUCAGAUUAUUCUUGAGAAUUACGCUUUCCCCGGUCUGCUGAUGAUUGGUACCGAUUCGCAUACCCCGAAUGGAGGCGGUCUGGGUUGCCUGUGCAUUGGUGUUGGCGGUGCCGACGCUGUUGACGUUAUGGCGAACAUCCCAUGGGAGCUCAAGUGUCCAAAAGUUAUCGGCGUGAAACUUACAGGAGAGCUCAAGGGCUGGACCAGCCCCAAGGAUAUCAUUUUGAAAGUGGCUGGUAUCCUCACGGUCAAGGGCGGCACCGGCGCGAUCGUCGAAUACUUCGGCCCGGGUGUCGACAGCAUCAGUUGUACCGGAAUGGCCACCAUUUGCAACAUGGGUGCUGAAAUCGGCGCCACCACUUCGAUCUUCCCAUACAAUUAUAGAAUGCAGGAUUACCUGAAGGCAACUGGACGUUCGGAAAUCGCAGGAGCCGCCGAUCAACACAAGGAAAGUCUGCUAACGGCCGAUUCUAACGCCAAGUACGAUCAGAUUAUCGAAUUAGAUCUUUCGACUUUGGAGCCGCACGUAAACGGACCUUUCACGCCAGACUUGGCGCAUCCGAUUUCGAAACUAGGUACAACAGCUAAGAAGAAUGGCUGGCCAAAUGAAAUAAAAGUCGGCUUGAUCGGUUCCUGCACCAAUAGCUCCUACGAAGAUAUGGGUCGAUGCGCGAAUAUCGCCAAACAAGCUCUAAAGCACGGUUUGAAGGCAACGUCAGCAUUCAACGUUACUCCUGGAUCUGAACAAAUUCGCGCAACAAUUGAACGCGAUGGAAUUGCUGAAACUCUUCGUCAAUUCGGCGGCACGGUACUUGCUAAUGCCUGUGGACCGUGCAUUGGUCAGUGGGAUCGUCAGGAUAUCAAGAAAGGAGAUAAGAAUACAAUCGUCACAUCGUAUAAUCGAAACUUCACUGGUCGAAACGAUGCCAAUCCAGCAACGCACGCGUUUGUUACUAGUCCCGAACUCGUUACUGCCCUUUCUAUUGCCGGUCGACUUGACUUCAAUCCAGUCACUGACAAGCUGAAGGGCAAGGAUGGAAAAGAAUUCCUGCUGGAGAAUCCAUACGGUGAUGAGUUGCCCAACCGCGGGUUUGAUCCCGGUAUGGAUACUUACGAUGCUCCACCAGCGGACGGUGGCAAAGUUAGAGUCGAUGUGGAUUCAAAGAGCCAAAGAUUACAAUUGUUGGAGCCCUUCGACAAGUGGGAUGGCAAGGACUUGGAAGACUUAACAAUAUUGAUCAAAGUCAAAGGCAAGUGUACUACGGAUCACAUUUCCGCGGCCGGUCCAUGGCUGAAAUAUCGUGGACAUCUUGACAAUAUUUCCAACAACAUGUUUAUUGGUGCCGUUAACGCUGAAAAUAGCGAGAUGAACAAGAUUAGAAACCAACUAACAAAUAACUGGGGUGCCGUGCCUGAUGUCGCUCGCGAUUACAAGAAGAAAGGCGUGAAAUGGGUGGCGGUAGGUGACGAGAAUUACGGUGAGGGUUCCUCCAGGGAGCACGCGGCCUUGGAACCGCGUCAUCUCGGUGGCCGCGCCAUCAUCGUCAAGAGUUUCGCUCGUAUUCACGAAACAAAUCUAAAGAAGCAGGGUCUCUUACCUAUGACGUUCGCUAACCCUGCCGACUAUGAUAAAAUUCAACCUAACGACAAGAUCAGUCUUCUGGGAUUGAAGGAUUUGGCACCUGGCAAGCCAGUAAAAGCGCAGAUCAAGCACAAAGACGGCAAGGUUGACAAUAUUAGUCUAAAUCACACUAUGAAUGAGCAGCAGAUCGAAUGGUUUAAAGCCGGCUCCGCCUUGAAUCGUAUGAAGGAAAUUUCGAGCGGACGAUAAGACAAUAUUAAAUAUUCACCCGAGUGUCACUCGAGAGGAUUAGCCGAUCAUCGUAACGCAUAGCGCAUUUGUGGAAAUGGAUAAAAUGUGCCGCGGAAUAAAGCAUGGUACAUACUGUAUAACAGUGGACUCAAUUGCUGAUGCGUUCGCUUCUGUUAUACAGUUGGAAACGUUGUUAUAUGUACAUAUUCAUCGCUAACAAGUCAUUUUCUAGCUGUUGAUUUAUUCUAGAAAAAUGUACUGUUUCGCCACUGUCGAGACUGUUUCGGUAAGAACUAAUAAACAACUAGACAGAAAAUGAUA